This is a messenger RNA of Heteronotia binoei (common prickly gecko), 2080 nucleotides long. RefSeq names its product chromosome 8 C22orf23 homolog (gene C8H22orf23). The transcript has 6 exons. The coding region runs from base 108 to 815 and encodes 235 amino acids. The record is from RefSeq and is a predicted model, not a curated record. Lineage: Eukaryota; Metazoa; Chordata; Lepidosauria; Squamata; Gekkonidae.
CCUUUGAGUUAUGGUAACAUGACUCAAGACAAUGUGGGGAUUUAAUAAAUCCAGAUUAACAGCCCUAUUGGCAAAAAAUAUUUCUCUUUGCUUUGGAAGGUGCCACAAUGGCUUCUGGAGAAAGGACCACACCUCCUGUGGCAAAAGGCACUGGAUUCUGGCAUGCUCCCAUUGUAACUGAAUACAGCAAAGAAACACAGGAGUUAUUAAAAGUGAUGAUGCAAGAAUCCAAACUAACAAACUUCCAACAACGUUAUCUUAGAAACUGUAUGGAACGUGGUGAUUCACUGCCUCUCCACUGCAACCCAACAUCCAGCAAAGAGCCACAACUUCCAAAGCCUGUUUCUUCACCCCCAAAAGUUUUCUUGUCAAUCAGUCCGUUUGGCAGACCUCAUCUCCGCCCUGCUCAAGCCUGCCAGGCAGGUGAUGCCUAUACCCGAGAGAGAUUCAGGCCACGAGCCACUCGAGACCUGGAAAAGGAGAAGGAAAGGCUCCAAAAUAUUUUAGCAACAGGAAAGGAUAAAGUGGAAGGAGAGCCCCGGAAGAAGCCAGUUAAAGUGGAAGAGGUGGUACCGGAGCCUGACCGGUUUGAAGAAUUGGUGAAUGAAGUUGAAGAUCGGAAGCAGUUUCUGGAAGAAAUGGAGGCUCUGGGGCAGGGCAAGUUGUAUCAAGGGAUCAUACUCACUGAAAUAUCACAGAAGCUACGGGAGAUGGAAAUCAUUGAUAAUCAGAGAAGUGCAGAAAUGAGAGAGGCGGUAGCUAAAGCCUUUAAUAUAGGCAACAAGCCUGAUCCUGAAAGCAGAGAUCAAGAAUAGUUCUUUCCUACUCCAGAAUGUGACAAUUGCUUCUUUUUGCUAUCACAGGGCUAGGCCUCCACAGAAGACAGCAUCAGGAAUGUUGGUGGUGCCAUCUGAGACCUUUGGCACAAGACAGUUACAAAAGAGUUUGUACUGCUAAGUUGUUUUGCACGGAAACAAGAGGAUCAGGAUCACACCACUCGUAGCUUUCAACAGUAGCAAGUGGGUUUCUGACUGAAAUUAGUUAAGGGCAUAAAGAUACUUUCCCUCUAAGCUGACUAGCAAGGGCUGAAAGAAAAUUAGUGGUGUCUGCUGCAUCAGAGGGAGACUUCACCGAUUUACACAUGAUGCAGACUCAAGCAAAAGAACUCACCUGCAGGGCUUUGCACUCAGUGUAACUUUUCCACAUUUGAAGGCCCAGUUUAAAUGAGAUGCUGCUGAACUACAAAGCCCUGCAAGCAAUAUCUUGUGUCUCAGCCUGUAUCACAUUGAACCCUUACCUCAGAGGGCUUCAUGCAAUAUUAGUCUUAUUUCUGAUUUCAUAGCUGCCUCAGUAAGACUGCAUGCACAAAGGAAUGUCAUGCCCAAACUACAACAGAAAAAGGCAGCUAUCUUUGUUUAAACAUAUGUCAGUCUCCCACAUACACACCCUUUACAUCUCAAGCAUAUGUGUUCCUAGCUGAAUUGAAAGCAUGUUCAGGCAAGGGCCUUGGGCUACCACACUACAUGCCAUUUCCCAAAACACUUUUCUUUUCAGCCUGGAUAAUUUCUGGCAUUGAAACUGGCUUGGGAGAAAAAAAGAAACAGAGUGGUCAAUCCCAUAGAAAGUUACUGCUAAGGGUGGCUGCAACUGCCUGUUUCCCACUGCAGACUUGAGACUCCCCCCUCAGGCUGUUGCACAGGAACAGCAUUUGAGGACUCCAGCAGGAUGAGGGAAGUCCCACACAGCUGAUGAAAAUCCCACUCAUUAGUAGAGAUUUAUUGCAGGACCCAAGGCAGAGCAUAGAAUGAGAAAGUGGGAGGAGAACAUUCAGUUUCUCUCAUUCAUGUGUCCUUUUGCUGUAAGAAUCAAACCCUCCAGUGCGCCUGCUUUUAGGUGGGAACAGGAACAGUUCGGCUGCUGCUCCAUCCAGUAAGCUUUGGCCCUCAGUUGCUCUACUUUGACUUAGAAAGGAAAAGGGAAACUAGUUUGGAGUAUAGAGCUGAAACAUCUGUGUCCUCCAUUUUCCAUUUAAAUAGAUAUUCCUUUUCUGCUGGAAAUAAACACUGUAACAAAUGCUAAA